Molecule: messenger RNA, 420 nt
Organism: Glarea lozoyensis ATCC 20868
Lineage: Eukaryota; Fungi; Ascomycota; Leotiomycetes; Helotiales; Helotiaceae
Exons: 1
Coding region: 1-420 (139 amino acids)
Source: RefSeq, a predicted model, not a curated record
AUGUCUUUCAUUGACAGAUUCGCAACCCUUCUCUUCCUGGCCAUAGCCAUCGGAGAAGCCCUCGCCAAAAGCAAGACAAAGUCGAAAAAGAAGAAGUUUCCCGUCGGUGCGAUCGUGGCAAUCAUCAUUGUGGUGAUCCUCAUCAUCAUCGUCGUCUGCGUCGUUCUCUUUCUCCUCAAGCGCCGCAAGGCGAAGCAGGCCAAACAAGUCAACAACUUUGGCGGCGAGCAGCCCACCAGCUAUCCUCUAGCGAACGGCAACCAAAAUACUCCUGACAAGUACGAGCCUAUGGGAAAUCAACCUCAACAAACGGGUUACGGAAACCAGCCACAGCAGACAAAUUACAACAAUACUCCAUACCAGCAGCAAACAAAUUAUGGAAAUGGUCCACCACCACAACAGCAACAAGGUUACGCUUGA